Cylindrotheca closterium is the source of this 3498-nucleotide messenger RNA. Lineage: Eukaryota; Bacillariophyta; Bacillariophyceae; Bacillariales; Bacillariaceae. The record is from the annotation of a GenBank genome assembly.
AUGGCAUCACUACCACCGGCACUCAACUUUGCCGAAACGGAAGAAGGCAUUGUCAAGAAGUGGAAGGACGAGAAUUCCUUUCACCGUCAAAACGAACUCAGUCUCGAGCGAGGUGAUGAGGAGUACACAUUUUACGAUGGGCCUCCAUUUGCUACUGGAUUGCCGCAUUAUGGUCACAUUUUGGCCGGAACCAUCAAGGAUACCGUCACUCGUUACGCCGCCAUGACGGGGAAGCAUGUCGACCGACGGGCUGGAUGGGAUUGUCACGGUCUUCCGGUGGAAUAUGAAAUUGAUCAGAAAUUGAACAUUACGCAUCGGGAUCAAGUCUUGGAAAUGGGCAUCGACAAGUACAAUGCAACCUGUCGUGGAAUUGUUACUCGGUACACCAAAGAAUGGGAGUCUACCAUUACCCGUCUGGGAAGAUGGAUUGAUUUCGAGAAUGACUACAAGACGAUGGAUCCUUCCUUUAUGGAAAGUGUCUGGUGGGUGUUCUCACAACUCUUUGAAAAGGAUCUGGUAUACCAAGGUUACAAGGUCAUGCCAUACUCGAUGGCUUGCGGUACUCCGUUGUCCAACUUUGAAGCUGGUCUGAACUACAAGGAUGUCAGUGAUCCCGCAGUGGUGGUCAGCUUUCCCGUGGUGGGAGAAGAGGGUGUCUCCUUUGUGGCUUGGACCACCACUCCAUGGACCUUGCCUUCCAACUUGGCACUCUGUGUCAACCCGGAGAUGAAAUACAUACAGAUCUUGGACAAGAAGUCUGGCAAUGUAUACAUUUUGGCAGAAACUCGAUUGCCUCAACUGUAUCCUGCCAUGAACAAGAAGAAAUGGAAGCCCAAAAUGGCGGAGGAACUCUAUGAGAUUCAAAAGAAGAUGACCGGAAAGGAUCUCAUUGGCAAGCGAUACAAGCCUUUGUUUGAUUUCUUCAAGAGCGAUUCUUUCUACCAAGUGGUUGGAGAUGCGUAUGUUACCGACGAUGCUGGUACCGGUGUUGUCCACCAAUCUCCUGCCUUUGGAGAAGACGAUUUCCGCGUUUGUUUGGCCAACGGGAUCAUUGAAAAAGGGGGCAACAUUCCCUGCCCAGUCGAUUCGAAUGGAAUGUUCACUGACGAAGUACCACCCGUGAAGGGAAUGAACGUCAAGGCCGCCGACAAGAACUUGAUUGCUCUCAUCAAGGAAAAGGGACGAAUGGUCGACAGCGGCAGCUUGUUUCACUCUUAUCCAUUCUGCUGGAGAUCCGACACACCAUUGAUUUACAAGAUUGUUCCCUCUUGGUUUGUCAAGGUUGAACAAAUCAGAGACCAAAUUGUCGAGAACAACAAGCAAACCUACUGGGUUCCUGCGCACGUCAAGGAGGUUCGAUUCCACAAUUGGUUGUCCGAUGCCCGGGACUGGGCCGUUUCCCGUAAUCGAUUCUGGGGAACUCCUCUUCCCAUCUGGGCCAACGAAGACCUCAGUGAAAUGGUUUGCAUUGGAAGCAUUGCUCAACUGGAAGAAUUGUCCGGUAUCAAGGUCGAAGAUUUGCACCGCGAAACCGUGGAUCAGAUUGAAAUUCCAUCCAAGAAGAAUCCCGGACAAGUGCUCCGCCGUAUUGACGAAGUCUUUGAUUGUUGGUUCGAAUCUGGAAGUAUGCCGUAUGCCCAGAAGCACUACCCAUUUGAGAACAAGGAGAAAUUCGAGGGUGGCUUCCCCGCUGAUUUUAUUGCCGAAGGUUUGGAUCAAACUCGUGGAUGGUUUUACACAUUGAUGGUUCUUUCCACUGCUCUUUUCGGAAAGUCCGCCAUGAAGAACGUCAUUGUCAAUGGUCUGGUAUUGGCCGAAGAUGGAAAGAAAAUGUCCAAACGUUUGAAAAAUUACCCCGAUCCAUCGCUUGUCAUUGACAAGUAUGGUGCCGACGCCUUGAGAAUGUACUUGAUCAAUUCGCCCGUCGUGAGGGCGGAAGAGCUAAAGUUCAAGGAAGCUGGAGUUUUGGGUGUCGUCAAGGAAGUCUUUUUGCCAUGGUACAAUGCCUUUCGAUUCUUCCUUCAAAAUGUCGAACGUUGGGAGACUGCCACUGGCAAGAAGCUUGUUCCAUCCGUCGAAAAGGUCAAGAGCACCACCAACUCUACCGAUAUCUGGAUCUCGGCCGCCACCCAAGAGCUCAUCAAAUUUGUGCACACGGAAAUGGCAGCCUACCGUCUGUACACGGUCAUGCCCGCCUUGGUGCAAUUCGUCACGCAGCUCACCAACUGGUAUGUCCGUUUGAAUCGUGACCGUCUGAAAGGAUUGGACGGCGACGACGAUGACACCGAAAGUGGUCUGCAAGUCUUGUACGAUGUCUUGCUCGAUGUCACCUUGAUCAUGGCACCCUUCACACCCUUUAUCACGGAAUUCUUUUACCAACACUUGCGAAAGUUCCAGCCAUCGUAUGCGGAAGCAGCCAAUGGAGGUGGAAUUACCAACCCAGUCAAGCCAGGAAAGAGUGAUUCGGUCCACUUUUUGACACUUCCCGCCUACGACGAAUCCCGCCUGAAUACCGAUGCCGUCGAAGCCAUGGAAGCCUUGCAAGCCAUUGUCGAGCAGGGCCGAAAUGCCCGUGAAAAGAGAAAUAUCAGUUUGCGAACGCCGGUAAAGUCAGUGGUUGCCAUUCUACGAAAGCCAUCCGAAAAGGUGGUCAAGGGUAUCACUGGGCCACUCAAAACGUACAUUUUGUCCGAACUGAACGCCUGGGAUUUUUCGGUCGUGCCCACCGAAGAGCAACAUGAUUGGGUGACACUGUCCCUCACUCCCGAUUUCAAGGCACUCGGAAAGAAGUUGGGAAAGAAAAUGAAGAGUGUUGGCGCCGCCAUUAAAGCGUUGGGCCACGACGAGGCUGUCAAGUGCUUGGAAGAUGGCAAGUUGACAUUGGAAGGAGUUGAGAUUGACACUACCACUGAAUUGGUAUCCAAGUUGAACUUUUCAAAAGAGGGCGACCAUUGGGAGGCCACACCUUCUGCGGAUGGUGCUUGCGUCGUCGCUUUGGACUGCACCCAAGAUGCGGCCAUUUUGUCGGCUGGCAUGUCCCGUGAAUUGAUCAACCACAUUCAACAAUUGCGCAAGGGCGCCGGUUUGGAUCUUUCGGAUGUUGUGGAAGUUUUCUUUCAUGAGGAAGAAGGAAUCACCCAGACUGAGGAUGCUGUGUCGAACAAUGUUGCAACCUUUGAAACCAAAUUCAAAGGAGCCGUUCCUUUGCCCGAACGACUGGCGCCAGCUUGGAGAGUGGUAUUGAAGAGUGACAAGGUAGAUGUGGGUGGAUCCAAGGUGACUGUGUCCGUAUGCCGUCCCGCACUGGCCGUGAAGGAUUCCUUGGACGAAGGUGUAAAAAACAUUCUAUCGACCAAGGAACCAUCCGAGUUUAGUAGUGCUGGACAAAGCUUCAAGUGCUCGCUCGAUGGCAAAGAGUUUGAAUUGAAGGAAGGAGCUGACUUUUGGUUGAGUACAGCUGCCAAGACCAAAGCCAACAAGACGCUUACUUGGCUUUAG